This is a messenger RNA of Fusarium mangiferae, 597 nucleotides long. RefSeq names its product related to 3-oxoacyl-. The record is from RefSeq and is a predicted model, not a curated record. Gene Ontology annotation, molecular function: oxidoreductase activity, acting on the CH-OH group of donors, NAD or NADP as acceptor. Lineage: Eukaryota; Fungi; Ascomycota; Sordariomycetes; Hypocreales; Nectriaceae. The transcript is spliced from 2 exons. The coding region runs from base 1 to 597 and encodes 198 amino acids.
AUGUCCUUCUCUCUCCGCGGUAAACAUGCCAUCGUGGUCGGAGGUACCGGUACGCUGGGCUUCCGUAUCGCGAGCGCGCUUGCAGACCGCGGGUCUGUUGUAACCAUCAUGAGCCGCAAUGCCGUUGAUGAUCGCCAAGUCCUUGAAUCCAGACUCAAACCCUUUGAGCCUCUCCCGUACAUGGAGAACUUCGAGGGCAGUAGGCGCCCAACAGAGCACCAAUUCAAACGCCUGGAUGUUCAAAGGAUAGACAUUUUCAAGGGUCUAUUUCCCACUCUAGGCCCCGUUGAUGUCCUCGUCAACUGUGCUGGCACCAGUCAAGCGUCGGUGCUCAAAAGAACCGGCGAAGAGGAAAUUCAACGGAUUCUUAACCUCAACCUCCGGGCGACUAUCCUCGCCUCUAAAUAUGCCAAAUUAACCCCUCAUGGUGCGUCUCACAAAGCAGUUACUUAUGUCCGACAGCAUCUUCUCACAUGUGCUCAUAGGAUGCAUCAUCAAUGUUUCAAGUCUUAUGGCUACCAAAAUGGGUGCUGGUGCUGCAGUAUACGCCGCUUCAAAAGCAGGUGUCAUUGCUUUCACCCGUGCCCUAGUCCUUGA